AUGAGUUCUCGAACCCUCAUACGUGCUCUUGAUGGCUACUUCAGUCGAGCCCUCCAGGAAUCGGAGUUCUACGAGGUGGUGGAGCAGUUCCACGCCAAGCACAACACCAUGAACCUCAUAGCGACGAUGUCGUUUGAUAUCAAUAACGAGUUGCUGAAGUGCUACAACGAAUACGUCGCGGGCGACGAUUCACUUGAACUCAGGUUUAUCGAGGUGUUGGGGACGCUAUGUCGCGUGUUCUCGGUCAAGGCCACCCAGAAAUGGGUGGAGUUGUAUAUUAAGCCGGCAUUUGACACUGGCGUCGAUUUACGAUUUAUCAAGCGGGCCAAGGAGUUUCUUGCUAAACUAGUGGUCAUUCUGCCCACCCCUGAUCCCGAGUUGUUAAAGCUUCGUCAUAGUGUGGCUAAGAUGGUGAUCACCAACAUCCUUAAAGUCUAUUUGGAAGACGAGCGUGGGGUCAUCAAGGAUCAAUGCAUCACCUGGCUCCAAGGGGUUGUUGGUCUUCAACCAGAUAAUGGCGAUUUAUUAUCGGUGUUGUCUACCGAGUUUAGAGUGGUGAAUCUGCGCUACGGGCUAGUGCUGUUGAUCAGUGCGCUUGAACCUUCCAUCGUAGUCCAUGACCCUCUCUGGUCUGCGCUUUUAUGUCUGCUCGAAGCUGAUCUCUCGAAGGCAGUGGUGGAUGGCGUGCUGCAAAUUGUCACUAAAGCGAUACCUUUUGUUACUGAUACUAAGGAUUGGAAUCGGAUCAUGGCGAGUGUGGUGAAACGGAUCAAUUGGGGACAAUUCGUCAAUGACUACGCUAAAUUAGUGGAGAAACGUACUCAAUGGCUCAUCGCUGCUGCUGAUAUGAUUGAGGGAGACAGCGGUGAUGCCACGGCUUAUCUUGCCACAAUGUUGUAUGGCUUGAACCCUCGCAAGUUCUUAGCAGUAGCUGGUGGUGACGUUGGUCCCAUCAAACAGGAAUUGGCGUAUCAGCUAACGCGAUCACCAGACUUGGCCUGGCUCGAACAAUUGGCAACCCAUAUGGUUGUCCAUCCCCAGUUAGUUGAUGGAAGCGUGAAGCCGUGGGCUUGGGUCAAAGAUAAGGAUAUUGCUGCCACCUGUUUCUCACUAUGUCAUUGGUUUCCCGAAGCCCAACAACAUCUGAUGCCCACACUUGAACCAAUUAAGAGUGCCGCAGAUGACACCAUGUUCGAAGAUCAUGAGAAAAUAUUCACUGGUAGUACAACCGUUCCUGCCACACCCGAUACUUCCGUUGUCCUAGGAGAUUCAGAGAAAAGUGAUUACCGUUUACAAGAACUCCUAUUGGUGCGUAACCAGCUUUCAUUCGUGAAGUACCUUAAACAAAUCGCCGAUACUAAACUAGCGGAAGCACGCAAGCAGCCGAACGAGAUCCCUAUUAAGAUUACCCCCGUGGUGGCCAAAGCAAUGUCCCCAUCAAGCCCAUCAUCAUCUGAUCCUAAAUUAACUGUGGAUGUGACGGAGAUAGUGUCUCGCCUCCAGCUGCUACAAACAGACAAUUCCACUCUCAAACAAGAACUCCAGGAUGCCCACGACAAACUCGACAGUGUCCAAACCUCGUACAAAAAGCUUUGUGAGGAGGACAUUCCGCAAAAAAACGCAACCAUCGAGCGUCUUAACGACCGUCUAGAGGAAUUGCAAGGGGUCGCGGAAAUUCCACAGCAGCUGCAAACGACGCUGGUGCCUGGACCAAAAGAGUUGCAGCAGGACGAAUCUAGUUGGCUUGAGGAGUUAGACACCGUUAAAAACGAGAAUCUGCAGUUACUACAGCAGCAGGGUGAGCUUGAAGCGAGAGUGAAACAGCUUGAGAAAGAGCUUCUGGAAGCUCAGUCAAGUGAGACCGCUAAGGUUGAGGCGGCCAAGGAGGAAGUGCGCAAAACCAUCUUUGAGUACCUUAAUCAGUACGAAAAGCGAAUUGAGGAAUUACAGGCGGCGGUUCGCAAAUUCCAGGCGGUUGUGGCUGACCGCGACGCCAAAAUCGCCCAACUUCUGAUGCUGCAGCCCAUACGAAUUCCUGGGCAACACCUUGCCGAGAGCGACGCUGCGAGCAAUAAAGGGUAUUGA
Diutina rugosa is the source of this 2085-nucleotide messenger RNA. RefSeq lists its product as uncharacterized. The transcript has a single exon. NCBI's taxonomy places the organism in Eukaryota, Fungi, Ascomycota, Pichiomycetes, Serinales, Debaryomycetaceae. The record is from RefSeq and is a predicted model, not a curated record. Bases 1 to 2085 code for a protein of 694 amino acids.